UAAACACCUGGAGAUCAGUUUCGUGCUGCAGGAGGGUGAAAUAAGGACUGGACCAGGCUGGGACACGGACAAAGAAAGGGAAGAGCCUGACUCAGGAUGGGUGUGGCUAGAGCCCAGUGGUGAGGUGAGAAGUACAGUACAAAACUUAGUUUGUGUCUUUUGUCCAUUCAGGCAGAAGAGAAGCUGUGGUCCCAGUGGAGGGGCAGCUAAUCUCCUGGUCAGUGCAGGAGAGGAUAUUAGCUCAUCUAAUAGUUCAGAUUUAGCUCAGGGAGCUUUAGGAGCAAACAACCUGCUUUUCAUUGUGUGAUCAGGACGACUGAAGACCACCAGCGCCAUGAGAGCUGUCCACUACUGUCCGCUGCUCCUGGUUUCUCUCGUCUUGCUAGCAACUAACAGUGAAGCUCUACGAUGUUAUACCUGCAUGGGCUCCAAUAACGAAGACUGCAACCGGCAAGGCUCCAAAUCUUGUCCCAGCUACUCAGAUGCUUGCGCUGCAGUGGUGGGCCAUGACAGCGGGGUGAUGAAGUCGUGCUCCUACAAGUCAUUCUGUAGUCAGGCCAACAGCCAGGGCUACAGAGCACCAGGUGUCAGAGUUCACUGCUGCUACAGUGAUAACUGCAAUGUGACGAGCCUCGCCUCCCGGCUGCCAGGACUCAGCUACCUGCUGCUGUUUCUGCCUCUGCUGUUCCACUGCUUCUUCAAGUAGACAUACUGCUCAACAAUCUGCAACACAAAUGCCAACUUCUGCUGUUCUCAUAUGCUCCAGAAAUGCCAAAUAACCCUAGCAUAAUCCUCCAUUUCAUGCUGUUCUACCAUUCCACUGUGUUUAGAUUCACCAAUACUUUACAUCAAGGAGUUACUGUACAUAGAAGAGCUUGAGGUGCCAGGUGUGACUGGAUUAUACACACCAUGAUGGACUGAAUCCAUUAAGCUGUACUCAAGUAGAUGCGUUUUUCAAUGGAUUUCACUAAGCCAAUAACUAGAGGAUCCUAAGGGAAGUGCUGGAAUAACAGGCAGUGAUAAUUUCUUAUUUGCUUCCUAAAUUAAAGAGGAGAGGAUGCUGUUCAUCAGUUUCUCCACUCUUGCUUAGUUCUGAGCACACAGUGUGUGAAACUACAGGAUAAUAAGCACUUUGACUUCUUACUAAUCACAUUUAUAAGUAACGUUUUACUGCAUCUGGCUUGUUUUUUACCUGCAUACCUAUACGCACAAGUAUCUGGCUCGUGUUGCAGCAGAUGUUCCUGUGGCUAAAUAUGGCACUAAGAGUUCAAUCAGCAGGCGUGCUGUUACAUCAUUAGCCCUCUACCUGUCAAUCACACAUCUGACGAGCCGUGAGAGAUAUUUUGGAAGUCGGAAAGAAAACACUUCUCACACACUACAAAUCCACAUAAGCCUUUUAUAUGCCCGAGGACAGCUGUGUUACACCGAUGAGUUUAAUCCACUGCGUUUGAAGUCACUUAAAGAGUUUAAAAACAGAACCUGAGCACGCCUCGCUUGAGGAUUGCCUAUAAUUAGAGGCGACUGUAUAUAUUGUAUAGAAAAUUAAAUAAAUUAAUACAUUUUUGCUGCCAUUUUUUCUUGUUAGGAAAUUUUGCAAUUUCAAAGACCAUGUUUGUGACCAUGAUAACCUGCUGCUGCUGGUGUCUUUAUAUAUUUUUUAGCCUGCUAUCCUUAAAAUAACCUCUUCAUGCAACAAAAUUGCAUUUUGUCAAGGGAAAUGUAUUUUCUCCUGGAUUAAAUUUGUUUUUGAGAUAUCAUGAAUGCAUUUCUAAUCAAAGUCCGUAUAACGCUGCAUAGAAAGGAUAUCAGGGUGGUGGAAACAAACAAAUGGGACUUUCACCCUGUGGGACAGCUGUUUGUGUCCUGCGUGAACCUUAAACUCAACUCUGCCUUAUAUCAACUUAUGACUGUAAAUUAACUAAAAUAACAAUAAUAAUAAUAAUGUACUUUUUUUUUUUUUAAACCCAAAUCAUGUUUUACUAACCAAGAAGUUUUAUUUCAAUUUAAAACAUUAACCACAUGCUUAAGAUGCCACUGCAAACUGUGAGAAAGUAUAUUUCCCUCCAAACAUAGUUGAGAAUGCCAUUUGUUGUGUUGGAACAUAAUUUGUGAGGAGACAGGGUUGACGUUUUUAGUCCUAAAAUGUAUUUAAAUAAUGCAAAAGUUUGGAGUUUCAGUACAGUGUAUUUUAUUAUGUCCUAGCAACCUGCAUACUCAAAUCUUUUGAAGAUUAUUUUAACCUAUUUUCUAUUCGAUUGUCAUUAUAUAUGCAAAUCUAUUCUAGAAUGAAUCUAAAGAAAUAAGGAUGACCACCCUUUCUCCACUGUAAGGAAAUGCUAUACCACUGAAUGGCACAAAGAGCUAAUACAGGAUGUACAGACCAUGAUAAAUGUGUUGAUAUUCAUAAUUCAGUGUAAAUAAAACCAAUGUAAAAGUC
This is a messenger RNA of Centropristis striata (black sea bass), 2437 nucleotides long. It is a transcript of the gene ly6pge, whose product is annotated as lymphocyte antigen 6 family member pge. The transcript has 3 exons. Gene Ontology annotation, molecular function: acetylcholine receptor inhibitor activity. Bases 335 to 706 code for a protein of 123 amino acids. The record is from RefSeq and is a predicted model, not a curated record. Lineage: Eukaryota; Metazoa; Chordata; Actinopteri; Perciformes; Serranidae.